CUCUUUCUCCCACCGACACGCUAUCACCCACGGCGGACUGACUGAGUGACUGACUGACUGCUGGCCAGUCAGAAGGGCGGUUCGCUACAUCACCGAACUGUAACAGCAAGGGGAUGGAGACAAGACAACACUCCGCGACCCAAGCGAUAUUGUUGUACCGCUUACUCUCUAGACAAAGCUCCGUUUUGCAAAAAGCCAGCAGCUCUUCCUGUACAACCCAAUGCACGAACGGACACAUGCGUGCUGUGUCUUGUCUGUUUCCCAUGGGCUCUGCGUUCUUCUAACCUGCAUCCGGUUGACCUCUGCGUGUGUCAGGCUACGAUCAAGUGCCCGAUACGUCAAUCUGGGGAGAGCAGAGCACAGCAAACAACGUUGAGCGUCAAUGAUUGCCUUUACACCAGUCAGCUACCUGAAACACAGGCUCUCCCUUCCAUCUUUGCGAAACCUAUCAACCAGCUGCACAUUUUCGAUGCAGUCAUCACCAACCUCGCGGCACAUCUACCACACAUACCAAUCCGGAGCAGAAAGACAUCACUGGCAGUAGAGUCGUCAGUCAAAGCCUUCUUGCCUGGUGAAAGUCUGUCUCAGAGAAGCCAGCGGGCUUCCACAAGCUCACGUCCUUGUAUACAGGUGGAUAACGACUGAAUGGACGAAAUGGCCUUAUCUGAUAAGCAAGAAAGGGAUCGGCGAUCACCCCAUCUCUUGCCCGUUUACCUCUCCAGAAGAGAACUGCUUCCAGAAGCGCUCGUCAUCGCUCCAAAAGACUCUGAUGUCGUCAACCUACCAUGCAUCCAGACACAGAUGAGCUGUGGCGCAGCCAUGCGAACUAACAGGCCAGCUUACCCCAAACAGGAUCAUUGCUAGCCUUUCGAGACCAAGGCCAAAGGCCCAUCCAAUGUGCUCCUGUCGCCCUGUUCAUCACAACCAGACAGACAACGCGAUCAUGCAAGCAGCGCAGAUACUAUUCCUUGCAGGCAUCCAGCGUGCGUCAGUGAAUGCACCCUGCUGACCGCAAUUCUUGAGAAUCUCUUGCUUGAUGACUCCGCAGCCCAGAACCUCCACCCAUUUGCCGUUGAAGAACACCUCGAGCUCGAGCGAUGGGUCGGUGAAGGGAAAGGUGGCCGUGUCGUCCCACCGACGCUGGCAUUCGCGGCCAAACAGAUGGUCAACAAGGCCCUCCAGGCACCACUUCAGGUGUGAAAGAACCUUGUCGCUCGCCCUCACUCCAUCCAGAACAGAUAGCUCUGCUGGCUCAAAGGUGCGAAUGCCAUCACAUUGAUGGAAGACCGGAUAGUGAAGCGAGUCAACUCGAUCCUGGGUCAGGCAAAGAAGGAGCAGACCAAUCAGCAGUGUGCGUGCGUGCGUGAGUGGGUCCAGACUUCAUUUAGUGACACCUUUCGAUAGACAUCGGCACUCCAGAUGAGAGCCGAUCGUCCUUUCUCAAGGAAUUCGGCUUGAUGUGCUGUCGCUUGGGUCCUAAGGACGUGCUGGUUUCCCACAAAGUACGUGUCUGUAGACAGACAGACACACACGACAUGACCUCCGCAGCACAGCACCGUCCGGGCUCCACCCAGCUCUUGCCUGUGGGAAGUCGACUCACAUGGUCCUCUGGGAUAAGCAAGGAGUCGAAGUUCUCCUCAACAGUCACGAUCGGAGUGCGGUCGUGGAGGGUCAAGUACUCGAACCUCUCAUUGCGGAAGUGGUCUUCGAUUUUCCGCCUCAGUAUACCAAGUGGAUGAGUCGGGCACGUGUACAGCCCCCGGCCGAUCUUCGACCACACCUUGACAAAGGAACACACACGCACAUCAACCACCUGGUGGCGGGUGGUAUUCGGAUCAAUUACGUGAUUCGGAAUGUGCCUCGGCCGAUGCGGUAGUGACAGCUGGCUUCGGAGCACACGGCUGAGGUGGGACAUGCACCUCUCGGGGCCUCGAAGCUGUGGUUACACAGGACAGCGCCGAAGGGCGCAUUUAAAGCAGGGUUGUCCCUAUUGACGAGCGGAAGGGUGACGCUACAAAAAUCUGCGAAACAAGAAAUCACCAGAGAGCCACUGCUGGCCACUGCUGUUUCGCAGAUGGCCCGGAGAAGACGACGAAGACAGGACAAACAGACAGGGAAGAAAGGCGCAGGAAAGCAGAGCAGAUCUUCGGGGGGGGCAAGAAGGCAGAGCAGGUUGACU
Molecule: messenger RNA, 2179 nt
Organism: Vitrella brassicaformis
Lineage: Eukaryota; Vitrellaceae
Source: the annotation of a GenBank genome assembly